GUUCUGGUAUUAAUAACAAUGUACUAGUCAUGGAAUGCAAUAAUCAAAACAGCAGAGACUUAGAUGCUGAAAGUCAUAAUUAUCACCACCACCACCGGUACUCAGUGAUGAGUAACAAUAAUGGUCAGUCAAAGCUUUGUUUAAGAGGUCAUUGGAGACCUGCAGAGGAUUCUAAACUCAAGGAACUUGUUGCCCUCUACGGCCCUCAGAAUUGGAACCUUAUUGCAGGAAAAUUAGAGGGAAGAUCAGGUAAGAGUUGUAGAUUGAGAUGGUUUAACCAGUUAGAUCCAAGGAUAACAAGAAAGGGAUUCAGUGAAGAAGAAGAACAAAGAUUAAUGGAUGCUCAUAGAUUAUAUGGUAACAAAUGGGCUAUGAUUGCUAGACUUUUUCAUGGAAGAACUGAUAACUCAGUCAAGAAUCAUUGGCAUGUUAUCAUGGCUAGAAAAUAUAGAGAACGGUCCAGCAGUUCUUAUAGGAGAAGGAAAUCGAUUCCAUUUUUUCAUGAAAGUGGUGGUUCUUAUCUUGGAUCUCCAAUGAACAACAACCGGUUUUGUGAAGACCAUCCACAUUCACCACCACCACCACCACCACCACCAUCUCGUGACUUCUUCUCUGCUCCUGGUCAGAACCAGGAUAUGGGGAGUUCUUUUAACCACCAUAUAAGCAGGUGUACAUGGGAAGUGCAGCCAAGAAAUGAUUACUGUUCCAACUUCAUGAUACCACCUACUUCUACCUAUUAUCAUGACUCAAUGCAUCAUCAUGAUUUACUGCAGCAAGAACUGCAACAAUAUCAACAGACCACUUACUCUCAUUCAUCAUCUAAAACAUCAACAUCUCAUGUUUCGGUCAGUGAUCAUUUUCAAGCAUCAUCAUCCUCGUCAGUAGACAACAACAACAAUAGAGUUAUUGCAACAACCUAUGUUGACACUACUAUUACACCACCUUUCAUAGACUUUCUUGGGGUAGGAGCAACAUGA
Papaver somniferum (opium poppy) is the source of this 977-nucleotide messenger RNA. RefSeq names its product transcription factor MYB117-like. Bases 30 to 977 code for a protein of 315 amino acids. The transcript has 3 exons. NCBI's taxonomy places the organism in Eukaryota, Viridiplantae, Streptophyta, Magnoliopsida, Ranunculales, Papaveraceae. Gene Ontology annotation, cellular component: nucleus. Gene Ontology annotation, biological process: regulation of DNA-templated transcription. The record is from RefSeq and is a predicted model, not a curated record. Gene Ontology annotation, molecular function: RNA polymerase II cis-regulatory region sequence-specific DNA binding; DNA-binding transcription factor activity, RNA polymerase II-specific.